CGUGACAGGACGUGACAGGGAUUUUGGCAUUUCAUUUGAUAUCCACGCUCUUCAGCUGCUGAGAGGCACGCGCUGCGCUGCCCGUCUCCUUGUCCUUCGCACCUAAGGCAUCGGCACCGAACGUAUCAUCCGCCAGUUAAGCUAUGGCAAACCCGCGUCAAAGAAGAAAAGCGCGUUCUGCAACGCACAGAGCAGUCUCACAUUCGCGCAAUGUGAAGCGUAACCUUAAGAAAAAUCCCCCCAUACGCGGCCCCGCAUCCGUUAUCUUGGCUGAGCGAUGGGACAAGCGAAAAACCGUCCGCCAAAACCCUCACGGUACCGGCGUUCCAAGGUUCCGGUCUUGGCUGCAUCUGGUUCUCGGUCGAUCAUGAACUUGUUGUUCUACUCGAUCUAAAAUCGCUACGUAGUCCGAAUCGGAGGACGCGGCACUGUUCGCAUUACAGCUUUCCUAUUCAUACUCUCUUUUUCCGGGCAAUAGGUUCUGACGUUUCCUGUUUGUAGCUACGCCGCGCUUGGACUGGCUCACACUCUAAAUCCUACCGCAUCAGGCGGUGUGGAGCGAAUUGAUGCACCAACGACCACUAUUACCGAAGAUGCAUCAGCAAAUCAGACGGCCGUCGCUUCUACGUCGUCAACAGCCAAUGGAGCAGCUCCGAUACCGAAAGGCCACGGACGAAUCAUUCGUGACGAAAAGGGUCAUGUUUUGAGGAUUGAGUUGGCAGAAGACGACGAAGAGGGGGCCAUGGAACUGGACGAGCGUGAAGUUUUGGAUCAGGACAUGGAGGCGCUCGGACCUGAGUUGGACUCCGGGCUUGUCCAGAAAUGGGUGACCAGUUUAGGAGGGACACAAAGUGGAGCCGGAAAUGUUGUCGAAGCUCUCGAACGCAUAUCGGCGACGACGCAACUUAAUGGCCAAACAACCUUGUCCGUGUCCAAUUCUGGUGUUGGCUCGAGAACUGCAUCCGCUGGGGAGCUUGGCUACAUGCAGCGACUGGUCCAAAAGUAUGGUAACGACGUCGAGCGGAUGGCGAGAGAUCGCAGGCUGAACCCGGAACAAAGGACCGCGGGCCAAUUGUCGCGUAGCCUGCACAAGUGCGGGCUCUGAGACAUAGUUGGGCGCUGGGUGAUUUGGAUUGUCGAGUAAGAUUUGGCGUGAGCAAUGAUAGAGGAUGGUGAUUGCUAGCGAGGAUGUGCUGUUCCCCUUUGGACAGAGUUCCAUUUUGGACAGUGAACCAGAUGUUGAUCCAAACGUUGAUCCAAACUGGUUGGUCGAUUGUGAAUGUAACGGGGUUACGAAAAGCGAUUGGCACGGGAGGCGGCGAGCGAUGGGACAUGUAUUGGACACGGCUUGGACAGUGCUUCGAUCAGGUACUACGGCCGGGCUCGACGUGCCAAUACGAUGCUUCCUGCUAUGUACUUCCCCGCCGAGAAGUGCAUCCCGGCCCAAAUCAUGCCUUUCCCUGUUUGCUCCGACACAACGAUUCUUUGACAGCUAUUCCACAAGCAAAAUCUUUGCAGAUCCGCUCUACCGUAAUAUCCUCCAUUCUUAUAAAGCGCCACAUCUCUUCUCGUCUUCUCCCCAGCUCGCUCUCCUCAUGGCCCCGAGAGCAGUGUCUUCCGCCACUCCGGCUCCUUCAUUGCGCAACACCGGCACCCGCAGUGUCUCUGCGCCCUACCGUCGGCCAGUCGGCCAGCCAAAAUCAUCGCGCCAACAGUAUUCAGCGUGUGGGGCAUGUCGAAUGCGAAGGGUCCGCUGCGAUCUCAAGGACCUCCCUGUCGCGACUGGGCCGCACCCAGCGUGUUCGAAUUGUCAGGAACGGGGGCUGAAAUGCGUCGAUGAAUUUGCCGAUGUCAAAGCCGUCAAGCUACUCAGACGCGGUCGGCGGCUACAGCAAGUGGAGGCAAUCUACGGCAAGGGUGCCCCGGACGAAUCUUCCCCGGGCUCAGUCCCAAUUGCCGCCCGGAUGCCAAGCAUCAUUCCCCAACUCAAACCCGAAUUUUUCUCGUCGCCGUUCUGGAGUUGGUUUAGCCUGCAAAGACCGAUACUUGAUCCGACUGAGUUUCCGGCGCGUUUCCUCGCACAUUCAAAGGGCUCUCACCCUCUGGGCAACGAAGGGAAGAUACUAUUGCAUGUGCUGGUUGCGUGGGCGGCAUCCUUUGGUAUCGAUGAACGGGGACUCCCCUACAAUGAUGCGUCGUCGCGUCCCACGUCUGCACGACCGGAGGAUAUUCGUACAGAUUUGGGCCAAAGGACCAUGGUCGCCGAAAGAACUCGAGCAGAGCGCAAAAGCCGUACCGUCGGAAUGGUCCAAGAGAUUCUAGCGCUGAUUGACACGCACGGCAUCAUGAGACGACCUACUUGGGACGGCGUUCGCAUUCUGCUGCUUAUUCUGCCCCUCAUGGAGGAUAUCUCCAUAUCUCCUCUCGACCGCCGAUGCAUGUAUGAAGCCACCCUGAACCAGGCAGCCGCGUGUGUAUCGUCCGGCGGACCAUCGCUGUCCAUGCACUGCUUUCCGCAUGCAUCAGACGAUACGCUCACCCGGGCUCGCAUCCUGUGGUACGCGCACAUGCAUGAAGGAUUGACAACUGGAAUGCGAGGGGGUCGGUUUAUUCUCACGGAAGACGAUAUCGAUUCUUUCCAGAGCUCUAUCGCGCCCCACAGCCUGGGAUUCCACUCCAAUUCGCCGAUCCCGUCCCCGCUCGCUGCAUCAUUUCCCCCUUCUCCGGAUCUGCCGGUGCCGCAUCGGCUGAUUCAUCCGCAAAGCGCGCACCCCCAACUUGUGGGUGCACUCCACUCGUACAUGUCAACAGCGGACACUUUUUCGAUCCCGCUGCAUCUGAGCUUGGUGUGCAGGCGAGUGUAUGCGGUUCUUACCGGCAGCCGCGCCGCUCGGCGCGCCCAGGAAGGUGGUGGUAUCGAUGCCGAGGGGAUGCGCAAUGUUUGGGACGGCUUGGAACAGUGCUGGGAAGAUUUGGACAUGCUGCGUCAUCGUUCUGAUCUGAGUGAGGACUGUCAUAUGUUUGUCGGGGGAUGGCAGAUGUACAUCUUUGAAUGCCACAACAUCAUUCGAGAGACGUUGAAGCAGUACUCGAUGCAGAGCACGGUAGCAGAUCCGACGUCCCCUGUGUUUUCGGGAUCUCCGCGGUCCCAUGGUGCUACUUUCUUGCCAGCCCCGCAGUUGCAUGUCAUCGCCAGCCGCAAAUGCUUGAGGCUCCUUCCUUCUGUCCUCGGGAUCAUGCGCUCUUUCCUGGGCCGACCUGAGUGCAGCAUCUUUGCCUGGGACGCCGGAUUGGUCCGUGACGGAUGCUUCUUUGCGGGAUUCCUGUGUGCUUGCCUAGAAAACGACGCGGCCGAGUUCGCUGUCGAGAACAGGGAGCUGAAUCACGCAGACAUGGAAGGAGUGCGCAGUGCGUUGGACGCGGACGAAGGCAUCCGAUUGUGUCUGGCCGUCCUCAAGGAGAUGGGAUGGGCCUUUUCCAAAAGCGAGGAGCGCGAAGACACUGUUCGCCGCAUUUGGGAUGACAAGAAGAAGCGUAAGCUCGAGCAACAGCAUGCUGUCCAACAUUCUCUUCCACCCUAUGAGCUCGAGUACCAUUCGCCCCCGACGACGUAUCACGAGGGUUCGUUCUCUCCCUUUCCUCCGAAAUGGGUAGGGGAAGUGGCCACCAUGCCUCUGCUCCUUGGGGAACGUCCGAUCCUCCCCCCGCUCGUUCUGAUGCAGCACGACUCGCCGCCCCGGCAGCUGAUCGAUUCUGCCCCGAGCACCGGCUACAGCGUCGACGGCACUGGCGCCAGCGGAUGGCCGACGUACACUCCGCCGGGGACUGCCAACUCGGGGACCAGCACGAGCACUGGCGUGAGCUCUGGGGGGUCGCCUGUUUUCCCCAAUCUCGGCGGGCCGGAUAUCAUGGCGUUCAAGACCGAGAGCGAGACCAACAACCCGUUCUUCCAUGUCACGCGGGACUUGGAUCAUCUCAGUUUCAACGCGCCGACGGUGGUGGUGAGAGAUCCGACAGAAUGCCCGCCGCCUCACUACAGUCCGUCGGGUUUCAUCAACUCGGUCAACUCCGUGUACCAGGAGCAUGACGACAUGGACCACAGCGCUGCUGCGUUUACGACGGAGAAUUGCGCCGGUGAAUUUUAUCAUUAAUCUAUUUCGGACUCGGCUUGGGCCCCAUAUCGUUAUCCUCUCUGUUAUUCUCACGCUUUGUUCGUUAUUCGUCAUUGUUAUCGCCUCGUCCUGGGCGACGAGAUCUCAUGGACCGAUUCAUCCGUAUUAGUCUACACUGUAUCCCUACAUCGUUCAGCAUGUUAAUCGUAUACCUGGAUCACCCUCAA
Molecule: messenger RNA, 4339 nt
Organism: Mycena citricolor
Lineage: Eukaryota; Fungi; Basidiomycota; Agaricomycetes; Agaricales; Mycenaceae
Source: the annotation of a GenBank genome assembly